AUGGCGGAUCCCGCAGCGGAAGAGGCGCCCCCCGCGGUCGUCGACGACGUCGCGGAGUUCGCCGCGAUGGAGGCCGCGGUGAACGCGGAGGAGGCCGCGGCGACGGACGACGUCGUCGGCGUCGCGGGCGAGGAGGAGGAAGAACCCGCGCCGCCGACCGAGGAGGACGUCGUCGAGAUCGCGUCCCCCCCGGGGGACGAACCGACGGAGGAGAAGGAGAAGGACGACAACGCGGAGGCGACGAAAGACGCGGAAGAGAACGGCGAAGGGGAGGAAGCUCCCGUCGAGAUCGACGCCGAGGCGCCGUCGACGUCCGCGCCGGCCGAACGCGACGCCGCGGGAGCGACGGAGACGAUGACGGAGGAGGAGGAGGAGAAGGAGGUCGACGACGACGCGGAAUCGCUCGGCGAGCCCGACCCCGUCGCGGACGACGACCCCGAGCCGACGACGACGGGCGACGGCCCCGAGAUCGAGGUCGCGGCGGACGGCGGCGUCGACGGCGCCGCGGGAACACAGACGGAGACGACGGGGGACGAGGGCGAAGAAGCCGCGGACGCGGACGCGGACGACGAGGACGCGCGAGGAGCCGUCGUCGUCGCCGACGACGCGCCCCCCGCGAGGGUGACAUUCGUGAUCCUCCCCGAAAACUUUCAGGCGCGUUCUAUACACUGGUUCCCAUACGGCCGCGUUGGCGUGGUGAACGCCGAUCCUUAA
Messenger RNA from Micromonas pusilla CCMP1545, 714 nucleotides. RefSeq lists its product as uncharacterized. The coding region runs from base 1 to 714 and encodes 237 amino acids. Lineage: Eukaryota; Viridiplantae; Chlorophyta; Mamiellophyceae; Mamiellales; Mamiellaceae. The record is from RefSeq and is a predicted model, not a curated record. The transcript has a single exon.